AUGGAUGGCUUGAAACUAAUAUUAAUUAAUUUCCUAACAUUAUCAAUGGCUGGUGCCAAGAUAAAGGGCAUCACAUUGUGCCCACCAGCUUAUUCUGUUCCCAUUGACGAGCUUAAAUCAGCCAUCACAAAGAAUACUCGUGCAAUUCUCAUCAACACCCCACAUAAUCCAACUAGAAAGAUGUUUAGUAGGGAGGAGCUUAGUACUAUCGCAUCACUUUGCAUUGAGACUGAUGUACUAGUUUUCACUGAUGAAGUUUAUGAUAAAUUGGCUUUCGAAACAGAUCACAUUUCUAUGGCCUCUCUUCCAGGAAUGUAUGAACGGACUGUGACUUUGAAUUCCUUAGGGAAGACAUUCUCCUUGACAGGGUGGAAAAUUGGCUGGGCAAUAGCGCCUCCUCACUUGACAUGGGGAGUGCGGCAGGCACAUUCUUUCCUUACUUUUGCUACCUCCACUCCUAUGCAGUGGGCGGCUGCGGUUGCUCUCAGAGCCCCAGAAUCCUACUAUGUUGAGUUAAAGAGGGAUUACAGGGCAAAGAAGGAAAUCUUGGUUGAGGGGUUGAAGGCUGUUGGUUUCAAAGUAUUUCCAUCAAGUGGGACUUACUUUGUCGUUGUUGAUCACACCCCUUUCGGCCUGGAAAAUGAUAUUGCAUUUUGUGAGUAUCUGAUCAAGGAAGUCGGGGUGGUAGCAAUCCCAACAAGUGUAUUUUACUUGAACCCGGAAGAUGGAAAUAAUUUGGUGAGAUUCACCUUCUGCAAAGAUGAAGAAACUCUGAAGGCUGCAGUCGAGAGGAUGAAGGAGAAGCUGAAGAGAAAAUGACCCCUUUUGUGUGGGAAUAGCAGUCUGAACUUCGAUAUUUCAAUGAUUGAUGCUGCAAUGCAAAAUAUUUUAUGUGGGAGUUUAGUACCCUUUUUGGGUGGCGAUAAAGCCAAGUUAGUUUGCUAGCAAUUAACAGCAUCAUUAGAAUAAUAGAAGGCAUCUUUUCCCAAAAUCUAUUGAUAUUUAUCGAUUUGAUUAUUGUCUCUCGUA
Molecule: messenger RNA, 1029 nt
Organism: Populus nigra (black poplar)
Lineage: Eukaryota; Viridiplantae; Streptophyta; Magnoliopsida; Malpighiales; Salicaceae
Exons: 2
Coding region: 1-819 (272 amino acids)
Biological process (GO): biosynthetic process
Cellular component (GO): cytoplasm
Molecular function (GO): pyridoxal phosphate binding; L-kynurenine:2-oxoglutarate transaminase activity
Source: RefSeq, a predicted model, not a curated record